Messenger RNA from Betta splendens (Siamese fighting fish), 996 nucleotides. It is a transcript of the gene fkbp14, whose product is annotated as FKBP prolyl isomerase 14. NCBI's taxonomy places the organism in Eukaryota, Metazoa, Chordata, Actinopteri, Anabantiformes, Osphronemidae. The coding region runs from base 57 to 776 and encodes 239 amino acids. The record is from RefSeq and is a predicted model, not a curated record. The transcript has 4 exons. Gene Ontology annotation, molecular function: peptidyl-prolyl cis-trans isomerase activity; calcium ion binding.
CAGCUGAACAGUGGUUACGUUCAUUCCUGGAGCUUGUUGCCACGUAGUUGGCAUUCAUGCCAUGGAUCUAUUUUGGAUACUCUUUUUUACAGGAUAGGUUAAAUUAUGUUUUGUUAAAGUUUUGUAUUAGUGCUAUCAGAAUGUUAUUUUUUUCCAUUUGUUUAAUAGUUCCCUCGUUGUUUGUGUUUACCACUGGAGGAAAACUGCCCGAACCAGAAGUAAAAAUUGAAGUAUUACAUAAACCUUUACUGUGUUACCGCAAGUCUAAGUAUGGCGACAUGCUUCUUGUUCAUUUCGAUGGGUUUUUGGAGAGUGAUGGCACCAUAUUUCAUUCCAGCCGAAAAGAUGGGGAUAAGAAUCCAGUAUGGUUCACUCUUGGGAUUCGAGAAGUAAUAAAGGGUUGGGACAAAGGUCUGCAGAACAUGUGCAGUGGAGAGCGCAGGAAGCUAAGCAUCCCUUCAUCACUCGCUUAUGGCAAAGAAGGAAAAGGCAAAAUUCCACCGAACAGCGCCUUAAUCUUUGACAUUGAGCUCAUGGAUAUCCAAAAUGGUCCCAGAUCGCACGAGUCUUUCCGAGAGAUGGAUCUCAAUGAUGACUGGAAGCUUUCCAGGCAAGAGGUGACGGUGUACCUGAAAAAGGAGUUUGAGAAGCACGGAUACUCCCCUAACGACACCCAUCACGAAGUGAUGGUAGAUGACAUCUUCAAAAAUGAGGAUGAGGAUAAAGAUGGUUUUAUCUCCUCGAGGGAAUUUGUCUACCAACACGAUGAGCUUUAAAUAUGCAAUGUUUGUGCCGUAUGUGUCUUCAAUAUAGUCCCAUUAACAGGGACAUUGUUGAUUAGUUAAAGGACUGUUUCCACACUGACCUCUUUGAACUUGAGUAAAUACAGUAUUAUCUCCAAUUCUAUAUGCACUGACAUGACCACAGGGAUGUUUAGGCUGCAGCAUAAAACAUGGAGGAUGAAAAUAAAAAAAAAUCAUGAUUUAAACACUGGGA